AUGUUCUCGCGUAGCGCAUGGACCCGUGCGAUGACGUCACGUGCGGCGCUCACGACGCUGGGCCUCGCCCCCUCGGCGGACAUCACCCACGCCCAUGUGAAGAAGGCGUACAUUGCGCAAACGCUGCGCUGCCACCCCGAUCUAUGCCCCGACGACCCUGACGCCACCGAGAAAUUCCGCCGUCUCUCUGAGGCCCUCCGCGUCGCGCUGAAGUCCCUUGAAAUGCGCCGCCCUGCAGGAGCUACCACGACGGCUGCGUCGUAUGAUUCACAGAGUGUGCUGGAUGCGCUGCGGCAUGCCAUCGCGGCGUACCACACGUACCGGGACGCCGCAAAUGAGGGAAAGCGCAGCAACGAUAAUGUGCGGCAAGACCCAUUUUUCUCCCCCUCUCUGGAGUACGUGUCGUCUGUGUGUCAGACAGAGGCCGCUGCGAUGCGGCGUGUGAAGCAGUUCUGCAAUGAGCUUCCAGAGGUAUUGUGUGGGAGAUCGUGUGUGCUAUUUGAGGCUGUGGCGUUCUUCAAUGCGAGGUAUGUCGAGGCGAUGUCACACUGCGUCCUGCGCUUUUCGAAGAAUCUUCCUAUCAUUGUCAGUCGUGUGGUGAAGGGGCGAAAAAAAUACGUGCGCUAUACGCACACCAAGGCGAACGCGGGGGUCGGGACGGGUAGCCGGCCCCGUGAGCAGCGCAUUGAGGACAUGGCAAUGAAGCCCCUCGUUCUCGUUGGUGCGCUUCUCUUUGACCAGGAUCCAAAAUUCAAGGCUGCUACUGAUUGCUCAUAUAGUCAAAAGGGAAGCGAAGCACAGCCCAAUACUCAUGGCAGCAGCAGCAACAAGAACAACAACAGAAGCACAUGUGGUGCCGUCUCACGGGAGGAUAUUCAGAUAUGUGAGGAACUUAUAUGUACCAUUUAUCCAUCGGAUUCAAUUGGUAACAUCACAGAGAAAAUAGGGGUUUGGGAAGCAGCGAGCUAUGAGCGUUUACAGUUGGAAUUAGCGAUGGUAGACACCACAUCCAUUCUCUCCAGUAUGCUAGAUCUUAAUGAGCACUGUCUUGCGGUAAUGCAUCAUUUGCACCUUCCAAAGGAUGUGUCUGAGAAAGUUUCCCUCACGCUACAAAAGCUGGUAUGUGGUUUGUGUUAUCAUUGUGACGAAAAACCUCAAGGAAACGAGGGUGAUACCAGUUAUGAUAACCCUGACAAACAAUACGGAUGGAGAAUAGCUGAUGGGAUCAAUCGAUGUCGGUAUUUGGCCCGCGCAACGGCGCCCCAUAUUGAAGGUAACAUCACAUUAAUGUGGGACAAUAACACACCACUAGUGGAGAACACGGAGGAAGUUGCGGUGGGAGAUGAUGGCGAUGAUGGACCGAUGUGGAGGCGUACCAACGAGACGGAUGACAAGAAUAACAAUCACAUCAACAAGGACUACGUGGUUGUGCGUCACAUGUCAUGCUGCACUGCCGAAAUGAUACGUUACGCGGUAUCUGUGAAGUUGUCCAAAGACCUCGGGGAAUUCCUUAGCCGCCUGGUGGCUGCAUUGGAGGUGGUACUUGAGCAGGCCGAUGCCUCCGCUUCCCUGUUGUCGAAACUCCUCGAGGUGAGAGAAAAAGUCGUAAAAGAGGAGUUUAUUCCACUACAAGAACUGCAGACCAAAGAUGGUGGGGCAGUUUCGGUGGAUGACAAGGCGGGAGCCGGCAAUGAGGCGGAGGAACCGAACACCGAUGGCGUGACAACAAAUAUGGAACCAUGUAGUUGUGGCGUUCCAUUAAGGCAUAACUAUCGUGGCGAAGUCGAACAUGACGGCAAUGCUGUAAAGGAAGAGGAGGAUGAGCACAUCGAGUAUCGGUAUCGGGGACCAAUUCGUUGCUUCCCGCGUAUAUUUUCCAUGAAUACAUCCGAGGAAUAUGCUUUUUGGCGGCAUGUACACGAGCAUCGUGUCUAUUUGGCGCCGCACGUUCCUGCAAUGAACGCCGUCAACGUGUAUUACAAUUGUUUCCCAUACAAGCCACACCCACAUGCCGCGCACCAUGAUGAACGCCCAUCGGACGGGGAGGUGCUUGCCGGAUGGGUUGGGGAGGGUGAGGAUGGGACGGAUGAUGUAGUCAUUACCCACGUGGAGAUGGAAAACGGCGCCGCCUUUCGAGAGUGGCUCGAGGAAAUUGUGGAACAGUCCUCGCUCAAUAAGGAAUGCAACCGAAUAGUGAGUGAGGCUGGGGUUGGCUAUGUCACGAGAGAACCAACACUUCCACUCCCACAGUACCUCUCCUUUGUGAAGGUUUUCUGUGGAGCAGCGGGUGUGCGUGGGAUCCUCGAGCGCAAGGCGGGAAAGACACGCAUGGCGACGCCGGAGGAGACGGGUCUGACGAUCGUCGUUGGGACAGAGUGUGACGUGCGUGACGGCGGCCGUCUGCUUGUGCCAUGGUGGAUGGAUCCAUCCGUGCUGGUAGCCCUCCUCCACGACAACACGGACGGUCAGGUCUCUUUGAUUGAAGAUGGCACUAAGGCGGCACCCCACGGGGGCUAG
Molecule: messenger RNA, 2517 nt
Organism: Trypanosoma grayi
Lineage: Eukaryota; Euglenozoa; Kinetoplastea; Trypanosomatida; Trypanosomatidae
Product: putative DNAJ-domain protein
Exons: 1
Coding region: 1-2517 (838 amino acids)
Source: RefSeq, a predicted model, not a curated record